This is a messenger RNA of Pan troglodytes (chimpanzee), 1903 nucleotides long. It is a transcript of the gene RBM34, whose product is annotated as RNA binding motif protein 34. Gene Ontology annotation, biological process: maturation of LSU-rRNA from tricistronic rRNA transcript (SSU-rRNA, 5.8S rRNA, LSU-rRNA). Gene Ontology annotation, cellular component: nucleolus. The record is from RefSeq and is a predicted model, not a curated record. NCBI's taxonomy places the organism in Eukaryota, Metazoa, Chordata, Mammalia, Primates, Hominidae. Bases 535 to 1827 code for a protein of 430 amino acids. The transcript has 12 exons. Gene Ontology annotation, molecular function: rRNA binding.
ACAGGGUCUGCCGCUUAGGCUGGAGUGUAGUGAUGCGAUCACAGCUUACUGCAGCCUUGACCUUCCAGGGCUCAAGGGAUCCUCUUGCCCGAGCCUCUCAAAGUGCUGGGACUACAGGCGCCGAGCGCGAAGGUGCCCGUCUAAUUUCUUUUCUGUAGAGAAUAAGUCUCGCUAGAUCGACCAGGCUGGAUCAAACUCCUAGUCCUCACGCAAUCCUCCCGCUUCGGCCUCCAAAUGUGUUAGGAUUACAGGCGAGCCACUGCACCUGGCUGCAAAGAAAUACUAAGUUAGACAGUAUCUGAGGCUUCAACCACUCCCAGAAGACGUCCUGCACUCCCAAAAUGAGGCUUUUCUGAAACGGCGAGGACCACCAACCGACGGCGACAAACCCGCUCCCUCACCCAGCGCCUCCCUUCGCCGCCGCCCGGCGGCCGACUGCCGGAGGGGAGGGGGCGUGGCCAGAGAGCGGAAGUGCCCGGAACCCGGAAGUGCGAGCUGGCGCGCAGCUGCAGUCUGGGAGUCUUUGGAGUAAGAAUGGCCUUGGAAGGGAUGAGCAAACGGAAGAGAAAGAGAAGUGUCCAGGAGGGAGAGAAUCCUGACGACGGCGUUCGCGGGAGUCCGCCGGAAGACUACAGGGUUGGACAGGUCGCCAGUAGCUUAUUUCGCGGCGAGCACCAUUCCAGAGGUGGCACCGGUCGGCUGGCGUCCCUCUUCAGUUCUCUGGAGCCCCAGAUUCAACCCGUGUACGUGCCUGUGCCUAAAGAAACCAUCAAAAAAACGAAACGGAAUGAGGAGGAAGAAAGUACAUCCCAGAUUGAAAGACCACUUUCGCAAGAACCUGCAAAAAAAGUGAAAGCGAAGAAGAAACACACUAACGCAGAAAAAAAGUUGGCAGACAGGGAAAGCGCUCUAGCGAGUGCUGAUUUAGAAGAAGAAAUUCACCAGAAACAAGGGCAGAAAAGGAAAAAUUCUCAACCUGGUGUUAAAGUAGCAGAUAGAAAAAUACUUGAUGACAUAGAAGACACAGUUGUCAGUCAAAGAAAGAAAAUUCAAAUCAACCAAGAAGAAGAGAGAUUAAAGAAUGAGAGAACUGUGUUUGUUGGGAAUUUGCCUGUUACAUGUAAUAAGAAGAAGCUGAAGUCGUUUUUUAAAGAGUAUGGACAAAUAGAAUCUGUACGAUUUCGUUCUCUGAUUCCAGCAGAGGGAACGCUAUCCAAAAAGUUGGCAGCAAUAAAACGUAAAAUUCAUCCUGAUCAGAAAAAUAUUAAUGCCUAUGUUGUGUUUAAGGAGGAGAGUGCUGCCACGCAAGCAUUGAAAAGAAAUGGGGCCCAAAUUGCAGAUGGAUUUCGUAUUAGAGUUGAUCUCGCAUCUGAGACCUCAUCUAGAGACAAGAGAUCGGUUUUUGUGGGGAAUCUCCCUUAUAAAGUUGAAGAAUCUGCCGUUGAGAAGCACUUUCUGGACUGUGGAAGUAUCAUGGCCGUGAGGAUUGUGAGAGACAAAAUGACAGGCAUCGGCAAAGGGUUUGGCUAUGUGCUCUUUGAGAAUACAGAUUCUGUUCAUCUUGCUCUGAAAUUAAAUAAUUCUGAACUCAUGGGGAGAAAACUCAGAGUCAUGCGUUCUGUUAAUAAAGAAAAAUUAAAACAACAAAAUUCAAAUCCACGAUUGAAGAAUGUCAGUAAACCUAAGCAGGGACUUAAUUUUACUUCCAGAACUGCAGAAGGACAUUCUAAAAGCUUAUUUAUUGGAGAAAAAGCUGUUCUCCUUAAAAUGAAGAAGAAAGGACAGAAGAAAAGUGGACGCCCUAAGAAACCGAGAAAACAGAAAUAACCAGGAACUGCUUUUUCUUUUCCUGCUGAGUACUGCUAAUAAAAGUGCUAUUAUCUGCUGAUAGCAUCGUCUGCUA